AUGGAGAGUCCACGAGACCACCAGCCUGAACGACCAACUCCAGCUCCUGUGACACCUCUACUCUUCACCUUACCUGCCGAGAUACGCUUGAAGAUAUUCGGCUUCUGCGUCCCCCGAAAAUGCGUCAUCAAAGUAUCAAGCGCGAUGUACCGGCCUUACGGGGUCGAACCUCUGGUUUCUACGCGUGGCCCGUCCGAAGAGGACCGGUUCCUCAAUACCAGGCCUCGCUGGACUAACGUCUUACAUGUUUCAAAACAAAUGAGCGAUGAAUGCCUGAACAUCCUUUAUGGCGAGAACUUGUUCGAAGUCUACCUGAGCAAACGAGCAGAAGCUACACUCAAGAAAACCUUCAGCAAACAAAAUAUCCAGCGGAUCCGAUUCAUGGUCGUCAUCGAUCCAGGCCCAUGUUUUCCCGGGGAACUGAACCCACCCGAUAUCCCUUUCUGGGCCAUGACUGUCCCAAACUUGAAGUUGUUUGAAUGGGUAACGCAGCCAGACAAGAAAACUGAGCGGUACACCAGCGAUCUUGUGAUGAGGCAGAGACUGGAGGGUUGGAUGGAAUGGACAGAUGCCUACUUGGACUGCUUCAGCGAAUUUAUGGUGGACGGAGUGGAGUUCAAGAUGAGCCUUGACAAAGGAGAUGGUAACUACAGGCGGAUUGGAAGACUUUCUUUCCGGCGAGGACCUUUUUUCAGGAAGGAUGAACAGUAG
Molecule: messenger RNA, 711 nt
Organism: Penicillium mononematosum
Lineage: Eukaryota; Fungi; Ascomycota; Eurotiomycetes; Eurotiales; Aspergillaceae
Exons: 1
Coding region: 1-711 (236 amino acids)
Source: RefSeq, a predicted model, not a curated record